Agrilus planipennis (emerald ash borer) is the source of this 1667-nucleotide messenger RNA. RefSeq names its product dnaJ homolog subfamily C member 25 homolog. The record is from RefSeq and is a predicted model, not a curated record. Gene Ontology annotation, biological process: protein folding. The transcript has a single exon. The coding region runs from base 610 to 1620 and encodes 336 amino acids. NCBI's taxonomy places the organism in Eukaryota, Metazoa, Arthropoda, Insecta, Coleoptera, Buprestidae. Gene Ontology annotation, cellular component: endoplasmic reticulum membrane.
UUCACUCAAAAAGCACUUUAAAACACUCAUUUUUUAAAAAUCACUCGUUAUAACCUAAAAAGUAUUUUAUAAUAACAAAGUCUCUGGUGGCUAUCUAGGUGUCUAUAAACUCCUGCAAUCUCAGUUAAUACAAAUAUACCACAGUAAAUGGAUAAUUCUCCUAUUUUUUAUGUUUAAUUCGAUAAAUUCUAAGUACACUGACGUUUAUAAGAAGUUGGGUUAGGAUCCAUCAACGAACUACUUGAACUACUGUCAUGGUCGAAGGAGCUACUAAGUCGUCAGCUACUUUGAUCUUUAAAAAGACCUAGUAAUUAGUUACCUGUCAAAGCUCGUACAAAAUGUACAUUUGAAAAAAGAUUAUUACAUAAAUUCCGACUGGAAUUUGCUGAUUUUGCGUGACGAUUUAAUGCAAAAUGUAUCCUAUAAACUUUCUAAUACGUAACCAUUGGCUGCACUGCUAAACAAGUGAUAAACGAACUGCUAUUGGUUCAUUUUGGUCACAGUAGUUUUUUGUAUAUUGAAUGGUAAAUCAGCUGUGAAUUGUAAAUGCAACGUGUCCAGUGAGCCCAGAUCUUUACAGUUCAGUAUUAAAUUCUAGUGUAGCUUAAAAUGGCAAAAGAAGUAGUUGUGGCGAUUCUGUAUCUUACGUUCAUCGUUUUAAGUGCAAAUGGACAGCUACUGGAGGGCAUCUACUGUGGUAAAUUGAACUGUUACGACGUCUUGGGGGUUAGUAGAGAAGCCACUAAGAAUGAGAUCGCGAAAAGUUAUAGAAAACUUGCCAAGAAGUACCAUCCUGAUUUGUACAGGGAUAUCGAAGAGAAACUGCAAGCUGAAGAGCAGUUCAAAGUCCUAGCCAAUGCAUAUGAGAUACUUAAAGAUGAAGAGGCCAGGAACGACUAUGAUUACAUGUUGGACCAUCCUGAUGAAUACUAUGCCAACUAUUAUAGGUACUAUAGGCGAAAAGUGGCUCCAAAAGUAGAUGUGCGCAUAGUUAUAUUCGUAACUAUUUCCGUGAUUUCCAUAAUUCAGUAUUAUAGUGCUUGGCAAAGAUAUGAGACUGCUAUUAAAUACUUUGUGUCCCUGCCAAAGUACCGGAAUCGAGCUUUAGACAUUGCCCAGCAGAAGGGUAUUCUCCAAAAUGCCCAAAAGAAGUCCAAGGGAAAAAAUAAAGCCGAACAGAAAGAGGAAAUGGAACUAGUUAUAAGGACUAUAAUUGAGGAGAAUAUGGACAUAAAAGGGGCCUAUGCUAAGCCCACAAUAUAUGGCAUUUUAUGGGUUAGAUUGUUUCUGUUACCAUUCACCAUUUUAUAUUACGCUUAUUGGUAUACAAGGUGGUUUCUUCUGCACACCAUCUUGAGGAAACCAUACACUGAUGAGGAGAAGUUGUAUUUGAUUAGGAAAUAUUUAAAGAUGGGCGAGCAACAGUUUAGUGUCCUGGAGGACAGUGAGAAAAAGGAAUAUCUUGACAAGGAGUUAUGGAUAAGGGAUAAAUUUAAGGUGUGGCACAAAGAAAAAGAAGAUGAAGCAAAGAAACAACUUGCAGAGAAUUCGAGGUACAAACAGUACCGAAGGUAUCUCAAAAAUCACGGGGUUGGAAGGAUGACUUUUGAUGAUUCAUAACAACAUUUUUUUUAGAAGACUAUAAAAGAAUUUAUUUAUUAUUACUU